Folsomia candida is the source of this 1649-nucleotide messenger RNA. Its product is annotated as venom serine protease Bi-VSP. The transcript is spliced from 13 exons. Bases 107 to 1528 code for a protein of 473 amino acids. Gene Ontology annotation, molecular function: serine-type endopeptidase activity. Lineage: Eukaryota; Metazoa; Arthropoda; Collembola; Entomobryomorpha; Isotomidae. Gene Ontology annotation, biological process: proteolysis. The record is from RefSeq and is a predicted model, not a curated record.
AAGCCAGUUGGUGCCCAGUCGUGAUAAAAUAUCCGGUUGUGUUGGAUAAUAUUGAUUGCACCGGUGGAAUUUUGCACGUAUAAAAUUUUGCAAAUUUUUGGCAAGGAUGAAAUUCAAGAUUUUGCUUCUAUUUUUGGGAUUAAUUUCUCCUUUGAUCGUGUCCAGCCUUCCUUUGGACGAAGAUGUCGAUACGGAGUCGAUAGAUGCCACCACAAUUAGUGCGUCAGGCGUGGACGAGAUCUCAACCGUGACACCAACGACGAUGUCGACGUCAACAUCCGCGCCAAUAACGACGACCACGACGACGACGACUUCGCCAUCGACGACCGUCCCCACGCUCGUCGUUCCGGAUGAUGCUGCUGCUAAAACGUCCCCAAAAGUGGAUCUCGUCUGCACUACGACUCGAGGAAAACCGGGAUCUUGUACCACCGUUUCGGACUGUUUCACGCUGCUAAUCCCGGAAAACGGGACGGUACCCGUGCGAAAUCGAAUCCUUGCGGAAAUGCUGGUCGAAGCGUCGGGCUUUUGCGACAAUACGCCCCAAGCGAGAAGUGACUUCACCCCAACGCUGAUGGACCAAAUUUUGCGGUCGGAAGUGCUCCUCUGCUGUCCCGCACAGCCCGACACGAAUCCCGGAUCGUUUGACUUGGACGCCCCGGAAAAAGAGCCGGACAACGUGUACGACGAAAUGUACAAGGGAAAAGGUUGCGGGUAUAGGAAUGAUUCGGUCAAGGAAAAUCGGACCGCGUGGGCAGAAUUGAUAGACGAGGGUCCUUUAACGGAGGAAGAAAUGGAUAAAAUUGUAAAAGGGAGGAAAACAAAAGUUGGCGAAUAUCCGUACGUGGUGGCCAUGAUGAAUAGAGGGCGACAAUUUUGUGGUGGAAGUCUUAUCAAUCAAAAUACAGUGUUGACAGCGGCACAUUGCGUCCAACACAUGACUUCUGCCGAUGUGAAAAAUCUGAAAUUGCAAAUUGGUGACUGGGAUAUUUACAAGAAGAAUGAUGUCAAACAUGAAGUUCGUGGAGCUAAAGCGGUCAAAUACCAUAAAGGGUUUAGCAUGAAGCAUUUGCAACAUGACAUCGCCCUCUUAAUUUUGGACCAGCCUGUCACGUACUCGGACACGAUUCAAGCCGUCUGCCUGCACUCGGGGACGCCGAACGUGGCUGACGGAAAAAGCCGAGCGGACGUAGCGGGAUGGGGUUCCCUGAGUGAGGGGGGUUCUCAACCGUCCGACCUGCGCGCAGUCACGGUGCGCGUCAUCACGCCGGCCGAUUGUAAGGGACGCUACACCGGCACCGCGAACAAAGUUGGGGACGGAAUGAUCUGCGCGGGCGCGGACAAGGGGGAAGACUCGUGCCAAGGCGACUCUGGUGGCCCGUUAACCGUGGAUAAUAAAAGUCAGGCGAAACAAAUUGGCGUUGUGAGCUGGGGAAUUGGUUGUGGACGCUACCCGGGUGUUUACACGAGAGUUGACCGAUACUUGAGCUGGAUUAAUACCAACAUGGUGAAAGGGAUGGGUUAUCAAUAAAUAAAGAAAGCGAAGAAUAAUACAACACCUUCUUUACCAAUCUGUUUAUUAAAAAUUUUGCCAUCGAAUUAAACUGGUUAAUUUAUUAGAAAGCUAAAAAAUAAAUUGUUUCAAAUAGUUA